This is a messenger RNA of Diachasma alloeum, 1242 nucleotides long. RefSeq names its product cardioacceleratory peptide receptor (gene CCAP-R). The coding region runs from base 1 to 1242 and encodes 413 amino acids. Gene Ontology annotation, biological process: G protein-coupled receptor signaling pathway. The record is from RefSeq and is a predicted model, not a curated record. Gene Ontology annotation, molecular function: vasopressin receptor activity. The transcript is spliced from 7 exons. Gene Ontology annotation, cellular component: membrane. NCBI's taxonomy places the organism in Eukaryota, Metazoa, Arthropoda, Insecta, Hymenoptera, Braconidae.
AUGUCUUCCGUCGAGGAUGUAUUCGUUAAUGACACUGAUGGGAACUUUACCCCGUUACAAAAUGAGUACAUUGAUCUCUUCAAUGUCGCUAACGACUCGAUGGAUCCAAUCACCAGUGAUUCGUCGAAUCAAUCAUUGGGAGAGGUCAACGCCACUGACAUCGAUCCAUUCUACUUUUACGAGACGGAACAGUUCACAGUGCUGUGGCUGCUGUUUGCUGUAAUUGUGGCGGGCAAUACAGCGGUACUGGCGGGUCUGCUUCUGGGAAAACGCCGGAAAUCACGAAUGGACUUUUUCAUCAAACAGCUGGCGCUCGCUGAUUUACUGGUUGGAUUAAUCUCGGUGUUAACAGACAUCGUAUGGCGUUCGACAGUCACCUGGUAUGCCGGGAAUAUAGCCUGCAAGCUCAUAAGAUUCAGUCAAGUCCUAGUCACAUACAGUUCAACUUACGUUCUGGUGGCGUUAUCAAUAGACAGAUAUGACGCAAUCACACGACCGAUGAAUUUUUCCGGAAGUUGGUGGAGAGCUAGAGCCCUCAUCGCCGCUGCCUGGGGAUUGUCAGCAGCCUUCAGCAUUCCAAUUAUCUUUCUUUACGAGGAGACAGUGGUGGAGGGAAAAAAACAGUGUUGGAUCGAACUGAGUUCUCCACUCAAGUGGCGUGUUUACAUGACCCUAGUCAGUUUUACGUUAUUCGUAAUUCCAACCUUCAUCAUCGGUGGAUGCUAUACUGUUAUUGUUGCGACAAUAUGGUCGCAGAGUAGUGUAUUGAGACAGGGUCCCAUGAGGGAUAGACGAGCCUCUUCCAGGGGGCUCAUACCUCGGGCCAAAAUUAAGACUGUUAAGAUGACGUUUGUCAUUGUUUUUGUGUUCGUACUGUGCUGGAGUCCCUACAUUAUUUUCGACUUACUCCAAGUCUACGGCCACAUACCGCGCACACAGGCCAAUAUUGCAAUAGCAACCUUCAUCCAGAGCUUAGCUCCACUCAAUUCAGCGGCAAAUCCGAUCAUCUACUGUUUCUUCAGCACGUCAUUCUGCAAAACCGUACGGAACCUGCAGGCGAUUUCCUGGAUUUUUGGAUGGUGCCCUUCACGUACACAUCACUGCUUUGGCACCAGUAAUAAUCACCACAGCACGAGGACAACAAUUACAACAUCACUGACAGCACAGUCGUCGAGGCGUAGCAACCACAUUGCUAUGAUACACUCGACAUCUCGAAAACAUGUGAUGGUGUCUCUCGUUUGA